AUGUCGAGAGAUUUUUACCAACUAGCUGUUCAGAUGAAUGAUGGAACGGAUUACUCUUUCGAACAACUGAAAGGCAAAGUGGUGCUGAUAGUAAAUGUAGCGUCAAACUGUGGGUAUACACCCCAAUAUAAAGAGCUGGAGUAUAUGUACCAGAAGUUUAAGGACCAAGGAUUUGAAGUGCUGGGGUUUCCUUGCAAUCAAUUUGGUCAUCAAGAACCAGGAAGUAAUGAAGAAAUCGGAUUGUUUUGUAAACGUAACUACGGUGUUUCGUUCUCGAUGUUCCCAAAAGUAUACGUAAAUGGUCCAAAACAACAUCCAGUAUUUGAAUUUUUACAAUCACAAUUAUCAAGCGAUUUAGGUGUGAAAGGUGUAAGGUGGAACUUUGAAAAGUUUUUGGUAGAUAGAAAUGGUAAAGUUAUAAAAAGGUAUAAUUCCUUAAUGAGACCUAUAGAUAUUCAAUAUGAUAUAAUGGAGUCGUUACAAAAAUUGUGA
Messenger RNA from Maudiozyma barnettii, 492 nucleotides. RefSeq names its product glutathione peroxidase. The transcript has a single exon. Gene Ontology annotation, biological process: response to oxidative stress. NCBI's taxonomy places the organism in Eukaryota, Fungi, Ascomycota, Saccharomycetes, Saccharomycetales, Saccharomycetaceae. Gene Ontology annotation, molecular function: glutathione peroxidase activity. The record is from RefSeq and is a predicted model, not a curated record. The coding region runs from base 1 to 492 and encodes 163 amino acids.